UUCACUUCUUUCUGACUGACCGGACCAGACAGGAGGUCACUUCUCCAUCCAGCCAGGAUGAUGCAGUUUAUUUCCCCCGGAGUCUCGCAUCUUGUUCUGGUUCUCCUGGUUCAGCUGACGGUACAUGCACAGAUUCCACCUCCGCCAGACAAUAAGGCCCCCAGAGGGAUGAUGUUCGAGGAGGUGAUGGCGAAGAGCAUGUGUCACCCUAUGGAGCAGCUGGUGGAUGUGGAGCAGGAGUUCCCUGGAGUCGUUGGCUACAUCUACAUGCCUGCUUGUGUGUCACUAUGGCGAUGCUCUGGUUGCUGUCGGGACGAAUACCUGGAGUGUCAUCCCACCCUCGAACGCAACAUCACUGUGCAGAUGAUAAGAAUUGCUCCGAUGAUAUCCAGCGACCACGUGGAGCUGACAUUUGUGGAGCAUCAGAAAUGUGACUGCAGAGCCCGUCAGAAACUUCUAAACUAUACAAGCAGCAGCCAGGAGUCCUUCAGGAGUAAACCUCGGCGGAGGAAACUCAAGAAGACAGAGACCGGCUGUGGCAAGUGCCAGUUUCCUCAGAACAACUGAUUCACACCUCUGUCAAAAGUUUCAUUGGGAGGACGGACUUUAACAUGGCGAUCUGAAGCACAUCUGUGAAUUGAAUCUUAACACCUGUCUUUACGUCAUGACUUUGUUUUCUACUUUUUGCUUAAUAACAGUAUAUCUACACUCA
Hippoglossus stenolepis (Pacific halibut) is the source of this 712-nucleotide messenger RNA. RefSeq names its product placental growth factor a (gene pgfa). Gene Ontology annotation, cellular component: membrane. The transcript is spliced from 7 exons. Lineage: Eukaryota; Metazoa; Chordata; Actinopteri; Pleuronectiformes; Pleuronectidae. The coding region runs from base 58 to 567 and encodes 169 amino acids. Gene Ontology annotation, molecular function: vascular endothelial growth factor receptor binding; growth factor activity; chemoattractant activity. The record is from RefSeq and is a predicted model, not a curated record. Gene Ontology annotation, biological process: vascular endothelial growth factor receptor signaling pathway; sprouting angiogenesis; positive regulation of angiogenesis.